Messenger RNA from Entelurus aequoreus (snake pipefish), 2182 nucleotides. It is a transcript of the gene tbccd1, whose product is annotated as TBCC domain containing 1. Gene Ontology annotation, biological process: maintenance of Golgi location; maintenance of centrosome location. Gene Ontology annotation, cellular component: spindle pole centrosome. The transcript has 9 exons. Bases 143 to 1972 code for a protein of 609 amino acids. NCBI's taxonomy places the organism in Eukaryota, Metazoa, Chordata, Actinopteri, Syngnathiformes, Syngnathidae. The record is from RefSeq and is a predicted model, not a curated record.
CGGGGCUCAAAAUUGGGCUGUGGACAUUGUGGCGGGCGCCAAAUAGGAAGUAGUUCUUCACAAACAUGGAUGGCCGCGCUUCCAAACGAAACUAAAUUGUUUAAAUGUCUUGAACUCGUUGACGAAGCGCUCUCACGCUGAAAUGGAACGACGACACCAGCACGUUUGGCCCUCGACGCAGGCUCAAAACAUGGAUACAAACAGUGUGAACAUAUGGCCACGUAUGGAGCCCUUCCUCUUGGGUGCUCUUCAGGUGGCACCCACCUCCAAGCUCAGCCUGCACUACCUCCGCAAGAUGGCCACCUACGUGCAGAGCCGCGACGGCUGCUUCCCCUCCCUGGGCUGGCCCAUGUGGAGGCACAUCGCGUGCGGGAAGCUGCAGCUUCCAGAAGAGCUGGCCUGGAUCUACUUUGAAACCUUUGACCUAUUCACCAGCAACUCGCCUGGGGAGCGGCUGGAGAGGGUGGAUUGUCUGUCACAGUGUUCCAACAAAAGUGAGCUGGAACAGCAGAGGAAUAAGAUGUCUGUGGACACGCUGCAGUUCAUCCUCUUCCUUUACAUUCAGCAGCUGAACCGAGUGUCUCUGCGUAGCUCUUUGAUUGGCGAAGAGUGGCCCAUCCAUCGAACGCGCACCAUGUUUUCAUCAGACAGAGAGUCCAAGACUAGCUCCCAAAACAAGAACUGGGACGACCAGGCCCAAUUAUCAUUCGUGCAGAGCCGCCUCGCUGAGCUUCUGGAGCUGCUGGUGGAUCCCGGCCAGUUGUCAGAGUCUGGACUGGCCCCGCGUGACUGUCAGUUAUCCCUGGAGGCCUUGUACAGCCUUGACUUCCUCCUGGAGGGCUCAACCCAACUGAACUGGUCCGUCCAGCCCCUCCACAGACUUCUAAGCAAAGAUCCUCUCCAGAUGCAAGCGGGCUACUGUGCAGUGAAGCGCUCCUUCCCUUUGUACCAGCUGCUCUCUUGUCUCCAGCACAACCUCACUCUCAAUCCUUUUGGGAUAAAGGCCUGCCUGCGCUCUGGGAAGAAACUGGCCUGGGCCCAACAAGUGGAGGGUAACAUGAAACGAGCCAAGAUAGCCCGGAACACUCACAUGGCUCCAGCUGGCAGUAAGAUAGUGCUCAUGUCUCAGGUCUACAAGCAGACCCUCGCCAAGACCUCAGACAAGCUGACAGGGGCCAACAUUAAGAUCCAUCGAUGCUCUGAUGCAUUCAUUUACCUCCUCUCACCUCUCAGGUCCGUCAGCGUGGACAAAUGCAGAGACUGCACGGUGGUCCUUGGCCCCGUGGAGACCAGCGUCCACGUGCACAGCUGCCAGAGCGUGCGCGUGGUGUGCGUGGCAGGCAGGAUCAUCGUCGGCGCCUCGUCGCGCUGCACGGUGCACGCCCUGACGCCCACCCGUCCCCUGCUCCUGCCCGGGAACGCCGACAUCACCCUGGGCCCCUACCACACCUUCUACCCCACCUUGGAGGACCACAUGGGCAGCGUGGGGCUGGCAGUGGUGCCCAACAUGUGGGACCAGCCCCUGCUGCUGGGGACCGACGGCCUCGUCAAGGAUUCGGACGCCAACCCUGAGCCGGCCUGCUACCGCCUGCUGCCCCCGGAGGACUUUCACACCAUGGUGGUGCCGUUCCAGAUGAAGGGGGACACGUGCGAGGUGCCGGGCGAGCUGGCGUCCUGCUACCAGAUGGCCAUCGAAGAGAAGCAGAGGAGGAUACAAAAAUGGCAGAAGACUGUGAUGGAGGCGCAGCUAAACAAGGAGCAGAAGCACAAGUUCCAGGAGCUGGUGGAGGCCAAGUUCCACGAGUGGCUGCUGGAGACGGGUCAAAGACAGGAACUGGACAGCCUGAUCCCAAACCCCAUGUCAACCCUACUGUUCCCCGACGGCGGGCCCCCGGGAGACCAGCUGCCCGUCAACAUGGCGGCGUACCUUACAAGUAAAGGGGGGGUAGGGCAUUCGCCGAUGGCGUGUUGAACUGGAAGCUGCUGCAGCAGAACUUCACUUCACGUCGUUUUUUUGCACUUCGCACACCGCCGAAUGUACGUCGUCACUUCCUGUUAGCGCACGCAUUUUUGUCAUCCUAAAAGAUGACUUUACUGUCAAAAUGAAUGGAAUAUAAUAUGUAGCACUGCUGACACAGCACCUUUGUAUUGCUAAAAAUUAAACAUGACUCUGAAAAAUGGA